Podarcis muralis (Common wall lizard) is the source of this 2275-nucleotide messenger RNA. The record is from RefSeq and is a predicted model, not a curated record. NCBI's taxonomy places the organism in Eukaryota, Metazoa, Chordata, Lepidosauria, Squamata, Lacertidae.
CCCAACCCGCAUCCCAGAUGGCUGCUUAGUUAAGGCUAAAUGCACCAUCGACUGCCAAAACUUCUCUCACAGCUUUAAGAGAAACUGCUCAGAUGUAACACUCAGUCUUUAGUGUGCCCAGAGAAGACUCUGUUGGCAAUUGCUGGGGGGGAGGGGGAGAGACACAAAUUAUCAUGUAACAAUGUGAAUAAUAUGCCAGCCAUUUCUCCUCCUUUGUCAUCCAAGCAGUUUUACGGGUAGAAGAAUUGACUUUUUUUUCUUGAAAGAUGAGUGCACUCCUUUGUGGAUCCUUGGUCAGAUGUGUGGGGUAUAAUCUCCUCACUUAAUGUUGGAUUUUAAUCUUGUUUUUAAGUUGUAUUCAUUCAACUCGUUUUUAUUAUUUGUUGUUAGCCGCCCUGAGCCCGGCCUUGGCUGGGGAGGGUGGGGUAUAAAUAAAAUUUAUUAUUAUUAUUAUUACCUAGAGCACAGCUUACCCAAACCAAGCAUCAGCCUGAGUCAUGAUGAAGAGGUCACCCUAGGAAGUAAUGUGACGAUUGAUUGCAGAAGCAAUGGCACUGCUGUCAGGUUCUAUUUUCAAAAGUAUGGAGUUGCGAAGCCUGUUCAGCUCAUCCAAAAAAAUGGAACUGUUGCCAAGUUCUCCAUCAGCAACGCAAGCUGGGAGCACUCGGGAUAUUACAGCUGCACAUACAGCGCCCUGCCAGAUUGCUUUGCCAUCUCAGAACCCAGCGAUGAGGUGGAGUUACAGCUAACAGAUCCAGACCUAGCCAGACCCACCAUCUCCCUGAGUCCCAGAGGGCCACUUCCUCUGGGGGGAAAUGUGACCCUCAAUUGCCAAGGCCAAGGUGUCCGAUUCAAAUUUUAUAGGCAUAGAGAGAAUUUUGUACCACCGCUGUUGAAGAACAAUUUGGAUGGCGCUCACCUUAUCAUCAGCAACCUGAGCAGAGAUGAUGCAGUAGGAUACAGCUGCAAAUGCAGCAGUAUAUCAGAAGUCUUUUCAGUCUCUAGUGAAAUAGUGAAACUGCUGAUCUUAGAUUCCCCAUUGUUCGCACCUGUCAUUUCCAUCCAACAUGAAGGAUGUGUUGCACUUGGAGGGCAGGUCGAGAUCAAGUGUGAAUCUGAUUCUGAAGAUGUGAACUUCUCUCUUCACAAGACUGGAGACACAAAUCCUAUGCUCAUGAAUGGUCACUUUUAUGUGGGUGAAUUUACCAUCAGCAGUUUACACGGGAGCAUGAAGGCAACUAUAGCUGCAUCUAUGAAAGCACAGAAGAGCCUUUUAUGAUUUCAGCACCCAGUGUUUCCCUGGAGAUCCUGAUAUCAGAUACCUAUAAUUGCACCCAAGUCAACAUCAUCCGCUUUGCCAUAGGAGUUCUGAUUCUUCUUUUGCUUACAUGUAUCAUUCUCAGUAAUCAGCACUUCAGAGAGAACAUGAUAAAUAUCUCCUGAUAUGCUUCCUUUUCCUUUACCAACAAUUGCAUCCCAAAAGACAAGAGGAGUGCAGUUCAGUGGCACAGCAUAUGAAUUGGUUGUACAAUAUCCUAGGUCUCCAUUAUCCUCAACGCCAUCAUUCCUUUUGUGCACAGGAUAUCUAUUUGAAAACUCAAAAUGCUACCACCAAUGGCCCAGGUCCAAACAUGGCACUGAGAUUCCUCAAGGGCAAUGAGCUUGGUCUUCCUCAGAUUUCUACUGCUUUCUCCCACAGAGUCCACUAAAAGUACCAGUUCCAGGAACCAAAGUCGGCACACUUCAUAUUUUCAGCAGAAUACAUUUUGAAUUACAGCAGAAUUGCAUCCUGAUUUUGAUGUGCAACAUUCCUAGAGAUGUUGCAGUUGUUGGCUGAGAAGCAAAGCAAACACGGCUUUGCUACUGUAUGUAGCCUGAUGACAAGAUGAUUUUUCUCAAGAAGUAUGACAUUUGGGGUCCACUUUGGUAAAUCUUAGAUAUACCAGAGGAGUUUCUGUGUAAGACAUGCCAAGAAGUGAACUUCAUCUCCCUUUGGCCCUGCACUCAAACCAUGAAAUGAAAUGAUUUUUCUACUUAUGCUUUCUAGCAAAAGGAUGUUGUCAAACUUCUGGUUCAUAAUCCAUUAGGUUCAAACUGACCAGCCCUGCGUCUUAAUGCUAAGAACACCUUUGUGUUCUUUUCAUUCAAUUAAACAGUCACAUUGCCAAGGCAGAAGACAGGUGUCACUGUUUAUGGAAAUGUGUUUAUUCUGUGUUUCUUGUUCUGUUGCUUUUAGCAGUUUUCUGUCAUUUUAAUGGAAAAAAAUGUGCACGAA